Molecule: messenger RNA, 423 nt
Organism: Hibiscus syriacus
Lineage: Eukaryota; Viridiplantae; Streptophyta; Magnoliopsida; Malvales; Malvaceae
Exons: 1
Coding region: 1-423 (140 amino acids)
Source: RefSeq, a predicted model, not a curated record
AUGGCAUCAAAGUUCGGGAUUUCUCUAUUAUCUCUCUUCUCCAUGUUCUUCGCUGCACUGUCAAAUAACCUAACCCUAAUCCCCGAGCAAAUAACCUUCGGACAUCCACUUUGCAGGUCCCAAAUUGCGUUGGUGAACUUCGCGUGCGCAAUGGUGCCUAUACUUCCGCCGGAAGAUGAACAUGAGGAUAUUGGAUCGCACCGGCACAGGCACCGGCAUAGGCACAAGCAUAAGCAUGGGAUUCGUGAGACACCCGAACAACGCUACUGUUGUGAAUGGCUGAAGCAGAUUGACUCUUUGUGUGUGUGUGAGAUUCUGGUUCAUUUGCCGCCUUUCCUUUGGAAGCCUAAUCAUAAGUAUACCGUCGUUGUCGACGAAAAAUGCAGCGUUACCUACUUAUGCGAAGGUCGAUGGCGAAUAUGA